CACCGCAUCGUAAUCCUCGACAUCAACUCCCUCCAAGGCCCUUCCAUCGCCGCCUCCAUCGCCGCCGAGUUUGACAAGACGUGUGAGGAAAUAAAAUUUGUCAAGUGUGAUGUGUCUAGUUGGGAAGAGCAGGCGAGGGCGUUUAGGGAGGUGGUGCCGUCGUUGUUUGGGGGGAGGUUGGAUUUGGUGGUUGCUAAUGCGGGGAUUGGAAGGGGGCCGGAGGCGGAGGGGAGGGUGGACGAUGGUGGUGGUGAUGAGCAGGGCCAGGGCCCGGAGAAACCGGGGUUGAGAGUGUUGGAGGUUAAUCUUUCGGGGGUUGUUUAUGCUGUCAAGUUGGCGAGUUACUAUAUGAACAGGAACCCUCUUCCUGCUCCAACUUCUCCUUCUACGGGAUCAGCAUCAUCAAAGCCACCAAGAAGAGGAUCGAUAAUCUGCACCGCAUCCAACGCCGGACUUUACCCGUUCCCCAUCUCGCCGUUAUACGCGGCCUCCAAGGCCGGGGUGAUUGCGCUGGUCCGUUCCGCGGCGAGGGUUCUGGCGAGGGGAGACAUUCAGAUCAAUGCUUUGGCGCCUGCUACUCUUGAAACAAACAUAGCCCCUUCCAAGGAGCUCUUCAAAUCCAUGACGCUAACACCCAUGGAAGUCCUGCUCCGCGGCGUCGACAUGUUCCUUGCGGAUCCGAAGCUGACGGGGCAAGUGGCAGAGAUCCACGGGAAUGGGACGGGGGCAGAUGAUGGCGAUGGCGGUGGCAGUGGCGUGACGAUUCGACCGCAUCAUGAGUUUGUGGAUGAGGCUAGCGAGAGGAACAUUGAGGCCUUUUGGGAUUUGGGAUAUGCUUGA
This is a messenger RNA of Neurospora tetraspora, 840 nucleotides long. RefSeq lists its product as uncharacterized. Gene Ontology annotation, cellular component: cytoplasm. Gene Ontology annotation, molecular function: oxidoreductase activity, acting on the CH-OH group of donors, NAD or NADP as acceptor. Lineage: Eukaryota; Fungi; Ascomycota; Sordariomycetes; Sordariales; Sordariaceae. The annotation marks the transcript as partial. The transcript has 4 exons. The record is from RefSeq and is a predicted model, not a curated record.